Podospora anserina S mat+ is the source of this 4233-nucleotide messenger RNA. RefSeq lists its product as uncharacterized. The transcript has 2 exons. The record is from RefSeq and is a predicted model, not a curated record. NCBI's taxonomy places the organism in Eukaryota, Fungi, Ascomycota, Sordariomycetes, Sordariales, Podosporaceae. The annotation marks the transcript as partial.
CUCUUGUUGCUCUGCAGGGAGGAUUGGGCCCUCACCGACACAACAUGCACCACUACGACGUCUGGCCAGGCCACUGUUAUCGUUCUUCCCGGCGAGUCCGCUGCGUCUUACACGCUUCCGUCAGUUUUCACAUUCACUCUUCCCGCCGAUGGUGGUGCUGGCUCUGGUUCCUUGGUUUCUUCUGGCUUGGCAAACGGUCCCUCUUUCGCCUCUUCCACCUGCGAGUCCUCGGAAACUCCUGUUGUUCCUGCCAUUCCCACUCCUUCAGCGCCAGUCAUUAGCACCGUUACAGUCCCCGUUUUGACGGUGACGCUUCCAAGCCCGCCACUUUCUUCCACUGGUUCAGAUGCAACACCAGUCGCUACAGCGACUGUACCCGGGGAGGCUGCUUCCAAUUCUGUGGGCGUUGUGACGGUCACUAUCCCAGAGGGGCCCAGCGAUACAGCUACCGUGGUUUUGACCGUUACUGUUCCCCAAGGUUCCGGGAGCCCUGGAGCCUGGUCCACCAUCAUCACUGCUCCUGCCGUUUCCGGUGCCCCGGCCGGCCCUCUUGUCACUGUCACCAUUUUCACCUCGCCUGCCUCGGCGGCGCCCGGUUCCCCGACAACUUCCAUCGACUGGUGGGGCUCUGACUCGACGGCCUUUGUCACCAUUCCACUCGACACUGGCUACGGAUCUGACAUUUCGCUGGCGCCAUACACCCUCACGUACACGCUGCCCGUGGCCCCGGGUUUGACCGAUUUGUCGAUUGCCACGGUGACUGUGACCCCGGCGGACCUUUCGAUACCUACUGGCGUUGGACCCUUUGCGACAGAGACCCUGUCGUCGGGCGUGUCUUCUUGGUCGUAUGUUCCUGCGCCGCCAGGCACUUCCGUCGUCAGCUUCACCGUCUCGGCCAGCGGCACUGUUCCUGGUUAUACUGGCGUCAUCACCGUCACACCAGGCAUGUCUUGGGGCCUUCCUACGCCAGUCUCCGUAUCUGGGGACCAGUCAGGGACCGCUACGCCUACCGCACCUGCCCUUGUCACUGUAACUGUCACGUCUCCUUCGCAACUUCCCACGCCUUCGUCUGGUUUUGCCACGCCUUCUGUUGUGACCGUGACACCUUCCUUGGGCCUUCCUGCGCCUUCGAUUGUUACUGUUACGCCUUCCGUUAUUACAACGACGCCUUACGUUAUUACCGCGACGCCUUCCUCGGGUCUUCCAACGCCUUCCAUUGUGGCCGUGACGUACACCGUCCCCGCGUCACUGGGUUUGCCGGCAUCCGAGUAUACGGUCACGUAUACGGUAUCCCCGGAGGGCUACAAUGGGGGUGGCCCAUCCACCGUUUCAGUGCCAGCGCCAUGGACCUUUACCAUCGUGCCUACCGGGGACUCCGGCACGCCUAUCGUUGUCACCUGGCCGAGCGAGCAACCUGGUCCCGUGACUGUCACGGUCACGCCUCCCACUUCUCAAGUUGUUGCAACUGUUGCACCUUCCGCUUCUCAGACUAUCGUGACAGUGACACCUGGCGUCGAGCCAGCCUCGCCGGGCCUUGUCGUCACCACCAUUACACCCUUGUCUGGAACUCCUGUGGUCAUCACACUUCCCGACACCGGCACGCCUUUGGCUCCCGCAACAUCCGCCUGGACCACUCAAGCCUUUAUCACGGAAACGAUUGUCAGCAAUAGCGUGGUCACCGUCACGCCUCCUUCAGGCCCACCCGUCGUAGUCACCAUCCCCCAGUCCGUUGCCUUCACUGUGCCCACUGGCGUUUCUGGUUUUCCACCUGGGACGACUCAAGCUUUUGUCACGGAAACAAUCGCCAGCGAUAGCGUCAUCACCGUCACGCCUCCUUCAGGCCCACCGGUGGUAGUCACCAUUCCCGAGUCCAUUGCCUUCACGGUGCCUACUGGCACUCCACCUUUUUCGGCUGGCUUGUCAUCAUCGACUUCUGGGACAGUUCCUCCUCAAACAGUGAUUGUGUCUCAAGUCACCAUCAGCCAGACCAUUUCUCUUGGACCCGGCUCCUCCACGGUUGUUGCUGUGACAACACAGGUCACUCUUCCAGCUGACUCGACCUCUACAUUAUCGGAAUCUGGUGUCCUUGUUACACCUUCCCUGGCCACAUACACCAUCGCUGACUCCUAUGGGAAUCCAACAAUCUUAACUCAAUGGACAGUCGUUCCUGUCUCGCCUUCAAGCUCCAGCGCAGGCGGCGGCGGAGGCAAUGGAGUGGACGGAACUUUGAGCAGUCCAACUGGGACGGUUCAAUUCAUCACCAUCUCGCCAAUUGCGCCCACCUCUGUGAUCACGAUAUUGCCAUCGGUGGCCCCGUCAGUCAUCACCAUUUGGCCAUCGACAGACAGCUUCUUGACGUCGUUUGUUUCGUCAACUUUAGAGGUGCAGUCUGGCAGUGCCUCUCCGUCCGAGAUCACCCUCUGGCCUUUGCCAACCUCGACUGACACCACUUGCACAACCUUUUCGACGGGGCACGGCUCUCCAACAAUCUCGGGCCUGGGUUCGGCGACGUCUCCAUCCUCACUGUCUGUCAUCACACUAUGGCCAUCGACUGCCAGUCCUCCCUACUCUGUGAUCACAAUCUGGCCGUCGUCGGGAGACAGCGCCCUAGCUGGCUGGCCUACGACAAGCACUUGCAACGAGUCUCCGGCCAUUCUGACGUCGGUUAUUCUCUUGAGCUCGGUCUCUACUCCCUUCACGCCUUUUGGGACCCCGGCGAUCUCCCAGAGCAGCGAUUCCGCUGUGGUGGUGGCGCCCACAGAGACAGGACAGACUUUGGGCUCCCAAGGAUUGGACACUUCAGCCGGCGCCCUUCCUGAAAGCACCGAGUUGCCGGCUUCGCAGCCUGAAAACACCGAGUCUCCUCCUUCGCAGCCCGAGAACACUGAAGCUCCUGCCAAUGAAUCCGAGGAUUUGAUGCCUCCACCGCAAACCCAAUUCAACCGUCAUGGGCAACACGCAAGGACCACCACGUUGGCUGUUCUGUCUGACAGCACUUUUGGCGGCUAUGCCUUCAGCAGUCCGGCCGCAGGCUAUGGUGACCUUCCUCCAGGUUACGGGAACCCCGUGGAAACAGCUCCGGCGUCUUCCAGCCAAGGCAUUUUCUUCACGGAUUCCAGUCUGCCGGUCUCACAGCCCGCGUCGGCUGAUAUCAGCUUCACCGCGUCUGUUCUUCCAAUCUCGACGACUUCCACCGCAGAUCUGGCGGCCAUGUUAUCAUCAAUCAUGUCUGUCCUUUCGCCCAAUGCCACCAUUGUCUCUAGACCAGGGCCUGUCUUGACCUCUAUUCCAGCUGCUUCGGACAACAGCACGUCAUCUACUCAGCCAAGUCUCACCUCCACCACCUACGCAUCAUCGAGCAGCGAUCUCUUGUUGACUUCAGACAGUAUUGUACCAACAGUCACAGCAUUGCCAACAACCGCCAGCUCUUUGCUAGCCAACAUUUCCAGCCUCACUGCAGCCCCCAUUGCCACAAGUCUUGCCAGCACUAGCCCGAAUGUGAGCACUUCCAGCCGAGGACUUCCUGGUUCAACAUGCGGCGCGGUUGGAGAUCGGGGAGCAGUGGUGUUCAAGUUUGAUGACAUCCCUACCAUUUCGACCGACAACGACACCGAGGCCAGCAGCUUCCCAGCAAUGCCAUUACCCUUCCCGUAUCACCGAUUCUUCUUCUCCAAUGGCUUCAGUGUCGUUCCCCCGCCUCGCACCAAGUUCAAGGCUUCCUCUGGCCAGCAGCUGAUCCAGCACAAUUCUUCGGUGUCGCCAGUCGCCGAGUUUGGUCUCGCUGAGCUGCGCUCCAAUCCCUGCUUUCACUUCAGCUUUUUGGGUGUCAGUCUUGGCUGCGACUCUACAUCUGACCCCUGUGUUUUCAACAUGACGGGUCUGCGCUGGAACGGCACCGACGACGUUGUCGAGGCACGCCAUACCUUUGAGGUGGCUGCUUGCUCCAAGAAGACCGACUGUAGCCUCAGCCAUCAGAUUCUGGACUCGGCGGCUGCGUUGCCAUUCUCCAAUCUGACUUCACUCAACAUUUCGCUGUCGGUGGCUGGCAAGCCAGAGACAUGGUGGGCGGAUGACUUGCAAAUUGCUUGGGCCGACAACGACUGCACAGUGGCGGCGUGCCGGUCGCGUGUGCCAAACACGAUCAUGAUUCCGCGCAUUUCACAACCGUUUGCCAGUCGAGCCAAGAGACUGUUGCGAUGGGCGGUCCGCGGCAAAGAUGACAAGUUCUAUUGA